UGUGAUAAGCAGUAACAAAGUGAUAUAAAGAGGAAGGAGAAGAGCCUAGUAACACAGUACUCGCGAUGUAUUCAUCAAGCGUGUUCUUCCUUCUGGCUAUUUUGAUUAGCGUGUCGGUCCACGCUUUUCCGAUUGAAGAGGUCGACAAUGUAGACCCGGAAAUAGGAAUUUCAGUCAUCCAAAGUAACAAGAGGGAUCUAGAGCCUUUUGCGAACGACGAGUACACUGAUCUUCUACUUAAUACGCCUGAUGACGUUCCGGAAGAGAUUUUAAAAUCAAAAGUGAGGAAGAAUGGUCUGCCCGAAGUAUCCAACGAAGACUCCAAAGAAUUUCCUCCUGUCCUUGUGGCCGCGAGUGAACACCAUUCAAAUUCACCAAGCAGUGAAUCUUCAGAAUCCUCAGAAUCCAACGAGGGAUUAACGAGGCUACGACGUUCUGACAGCAAACACGACCAUAACGACUGUAGCUGUAGCAGCAGCAGCAGCAGCAGCAGCAGUAGUGAAUCAUCCGAAAAGGUAGAGAAAAAAAAGUGCAAAGAUGACGACGAUAAUGACAAAAAUGAUGACGAUGACGAAAACAGCGAUACCCAGAAAGAAAGCAUAAAACAUAAGAAUAAAAAGGACGUUGAUGAGGAUAGCAGCAGCAGCAGCAGCAGCAGCAACAGUUCAUCUUCAUGAAGGUCAUGAAAAUCAUCUUCGAAAAAUCACUGAUGAUUUUUUCAAAAAAUAAAUAAGUGAACAUUCACGGCAAAUCUUAGACUAUUAGUUGAUAAGAGAUAAUUUAACAAAAUCUGUGUAUGUCCAGAGUAAAAAAAAAAUGCAGAUUGAGGAUUGUCCAAUGGCUGACGGAAAUGGAUUAUCGAGUAACGAUACCUAGAAUGAAGAACCUAAUAAAGGUACUGCAGAGAAAAGA
Molecule: messenger RNA, 912 nt
Organism: Cephus cinctus (wheat stem sawfly)
Lineage: Eukaryota; Metazoa; Arthropoda; Insecta; Hymenoptera; Cephidae
Exons: 2
Coding region: 66-677 (203 amino acids)
Source: RefSeq, a predicted model, not a curated record